CUCUCUUUCUUUCCUCUCGCUGUUGGUACUUUCGGCGCUCAGACUCGCCUCCUCAACCGACCCUUUCUCCGCCGCAAACACCAGAUCACCAUGUCCAGGAAGGUGGUAAGGAGCAGUAAGUUUCGGCACGUGUUCGGCCAGGCAGUGAAGGCCGACCAGUGUUAUGAUGACAUCAGGAUCUCUCAGAUGACCUGGGAUAGCAACUUCUGCUCCGUCAACCCCAAGUUCGUGGCCAUGAUUGUGGAGGCCAGCGGUGGUGGAGCUUUUAUUGUCCUUCCCCUGAAUAAGACGGGUCGCAUAGACUUAUCCUAUCCCAAUGUAUGUGGCCACACUGGUCCGGUGCUGGAUAUCGAGUGGUGUCCACACAACGACAACAUCAUUGCCAGUGGUUCAGAGGACUGCAGUGUGAUGAUCUGGGAGAUUCCUGAGGGUGGCCUGAUAACGCCACUGAAGGAACCAGUGGUCAAGCUGGAUGGGCACUCCAAACGCGUGGGCAUCCUCAGCUGGCACCCCACAGCUCACAAUGUCCUCAUGUCUGCAGGGUGUGAUAAUGUAAUCAUCUUGUGGAAUGUGGCACGUGGAGAGGCGGCUGUGCGCAUAGACACUGUGCACACUGAUCUGAUCUACAGCGCCUGCUGGAACACAGACGGCACACAGAUUCUCACCUCCUGCAAGGACAAGAAGCUGCGUCUGCUGGACCCUCGCAAGGGCACUGUCACCGCUGAGAAGGACAAACCCCACGAGGGUUCCAGGCCAGUCCGGGCAGUGUUUGUGUCUGACGGAAAGAUCCUGACCACGGGAUUCAGUCGUAUGAGUGAGAGACAGGUGGCGCUGUGGGACCCGAAAAGCUUUGGGGAGCCUCUGACUCUCCAGGAGCUGGACACCAGUAGUGGAGUACUGCUGCCCUUCUUCGACCCUGACACUGGCAUCGUCUACCUCUGUGGAAAAGGUGAUAGCAGUAUCCGGUACUUUGAGGUGACCGACGAGGCGCCGUAUGUCCACUACCUGUCCAUGUACAGCAGCAAAGAGAGUCAGAAAGGCAUGGGCUACAUGCCCAAGAGAGGCCUGGAGGUCAACAAGUGUGAAAUUGCCAGAUUUUAUAAACUCCACGAGAGAAAGUGUGAGCCCAUUGUCAUGACUGUGCCCCGCAAGUCUGACCUCUUCCAAGAGGACCUUUAUCCUGACACGAUUGGUCCAGAGCCCUCAGUUGAGGCAGAUGAUUGGUUUGCUGGUAAGGAUGGUCAGCCAAUCCUGAUAUCCUUGAAGGAUGGUUUUGUGGCGACCACCAAAAAUAAAGAGUUCAAAGUGAUCAAGAGCCUGAUGGCUACCACAACAUCGUCCUCUGGCCACCGGCAAGCAGACAGCGGGGAGGUGCAGGCAUUGCAGGCUGAGGUGAAGGAGCUGAGGGAGGCGCUGGAGGAGCUGACCAAGCGAGUGAGCGAGCUGGAGAGCAAGAAUUAAAAUAAACGAGGGAAAGAAAAAGGCUGCAGAGAAUAGUGAUAGCAGAAAAUGGGUCUCGACAGGGUGUUUCAUUUAGGAGGAAUGAAAGAGGAAGAUGUGGAUGAAUUUGGAAUACUGGAUGAGUGCAGGAGAAAGAGGAGUGCAGAAAAUGUUCAGCCUUUAGGAACCAAAUGUCGCUCACUUCAGGGAUGUGCAUUUCAGU
Chanos chanos (milkfish) is the source of this 1663-nucleotide messenger RNA. It is a transcript of the gene coro1a, whose product is annotated as coronin, actin binding protein, 1A. Gene Ontology annotation, biological process: actin filament organization; cell migration. The transcript has 11 exons. The coding region runs from base 91 to 1461 and encodes 456 amino acids. The record is from RefSeq and is a predicted model, not a curated record. Lineage: Eukaryota; Metazoa; Chordata; Actinopteri; Gonorynchiformes; Chanidae. Gene Ontology annotation, molecular function: actin filament binding.